This is a messenger RNA of Hyaloscypha bicolor E, 764 nucleotides long. RefSeq lists its product as uncharacterized. The coding region runs from base 165 to 569 and encodes 134 amino acids. NCBI's taxonomy places the organism in Eukaryota, Fungi, Ascomycota, Leotiomycetes, Helotiales, Hyaloscyphaceae. The record is from RefSeq and is a predicted model, not a curated record. The transcript has 2 exons.
AGCUUGAAAAUCGUAUGCUUGCUCGUACGAUGCCUCUCUGAUGUUGAAUGUUUCAGAAGCCUUCAAUCACGUGUCACAAGACAUGAAGCCUCUCAGGUAUCACUUAUUCCUGGAGCCAACCCUCUGCUUUUUAUUUAUUGUUCUUGUUAGCUGCGCUGCUUUGCAUGAUCUCUGUCCUUCCACCCCUGGUAUUCUAUCAUCCGAUCACGAUGCCUACGAAAGACUCUUCUCCCACUACCGCGACACUGCCCGCCGACCUCUCAAAUGGCAUGUCGAAAGACGCCAUCAUAGAAGAUCUUCGGAGAAGAUUAGAGGAAUCCGAACUCUCUUCUAAUGCUUGCUCUUCUUCUUCUGGCGGACGUCGGCGGCGACGAAGCAGGAAACCCAAGAGCUCCCUCGCCCCGAACUUGGCUGCCACAGCAGCACCCGCUCUGCCACUCCUUUCGACAACGGCAGCGAAGACAAAAGAAGCAAAACCAGUGAAAUUAGUCGUUGGUUUGAAUCUCAACCUCGAGCUUGAGUUAAACGCUAGGAUAGAAGGAGAUAUCACUUUAUCUCUAGUGCAAUAAGUGUCGAAAAGAAGGGCCGAAAAUCCUUACCUCCGAGAUGCAUGGAGAAGCCACUGAAUAAAAAGUGUGGCGGCGUUACGGAAGUUUUUGAUGUCUGUUACAUCCGAAUGGGGACCUUUUCGUUCAGACAAAAGUGGAUAGAAAGAGAGGUUUCGGAUAGCCUGACGGCUGUGGUUGCCCUUGGUGUUCUGGGCU